UUAAACGUUACAGAUCUCUGCCAUUCUGGAGACAUAAGGAUCUAAUUCCAUUAGUACAAGGUUUAGAACCAGUAGAGGAGGAUGAAACUUAUGAACUAGAAGAAGAAAUUGAUAUAGAUAUGUCAGUUAAAAAUGAAGAAUCUAACGAAGCUGACGAAGAUUUUGUUGAACAAUUAAAUAAUGAGACUGAUGAUGAACUUGUAGAUGCGCUUGAAGAAUAUGAAGGUGAGAAUGAUGAUUUUUUUGAGGAAGUUGACGAAUCAUGGGAAGAAGUUAACAAUCGUGUCACACAAAAGCUUCAACAAUAG
Molecule: messenger RNA, 308 nt
Organism: Racocetra persica
Lineage: Eukaryota; Fungi; Glomeromycota; Glomeromycetes; Diversisporales; Gigasporaceae
Source: the annotation of a GenBank genome assembly